AUGCCUCGCAAGGGCCGUAAAGGUAGAAAAGGAAGACAUGAUACUUCCAUGGUUAAGGAGGAGAAGGAAGAAGUAGUUAAACAAGAAGAGGAAAAUAUAGAUGCGGAAUCUGAAGACGAUGCAGACUACAAUCCGAAAGAGAUCAUUAAAAAUGGUGAAGAAGAAGUUGAUAGUGACACCGAAGUUGUUUACGUUGUGAUCAACCAAAUUAGAGGUCGUGGAAGGCCUAGAUUAAAAAGAAAGGGAGAGGAAGAACUUCCUAAAAAUAAGAAGAUCAAGAAGGUUUUCGUCGAUGAAGAUGGUAACCGGUUGACUAUUCGUGACGACGAAGUGGUGACACCGGAUGAUCCUAAGGGAGAUGAGAAGAUAACGGAAAUGGGUGACUUGAGGGGUGGACGGCAAUUUAAAGUAAAGACAUUUACUGCCAUCGGUCGUGGUGAUAGAAAGUACAUGGUUUCCACAGACAUAGCUAGAAAUGUGGGAUAUAGAGACUCGUAUUUUCUAUUCCAGAAGCAUUCUCAUCUAUUUAGAGUGACAAUAAAUGAGGUGGACAAGCUUACGAUGAUCCGCGCGGGAAUUUUACCGUCUUCUUUCAAGACGAGAGCAGUUUAUCUUGUGACUGCACGAUCCAUUUACAAAGAAUUUGGUGCCAAAGUGAUUAUUAAUGGACGACAAGUGAUUGACGAUUAUUAUGAGGAUAAAGCUAGGAAAGACGGUGCCAUUGAAGGAGCUCCCGCACUUUCCAUUAUUGAAUCUACUGCACACCGUAGUCACCACAAGAAACAUGAGAUUGUUGCCAAUCAGAUACUUCCAUCUCAAGCCUCUGACAAAUUGAGCGUUACUUGGAUCUAUGACAAUGCCUUGAAAUGCAGACAAUUCGAAUCUAUGCUGUUAUAUGACAGGCUAGACUUGUUCAACAAUAUAGCUAGUGGCAAUACAGACAGAGAUUCCUACACGGGAAUUACGUUUGUGCCUAAUAUUACACAGCCUACUCGCCACAAGAUACGCAAGAUAGUGGGAUCGAACGAAGGAGAGAACAAGUUGAUCUUUGAAACCAAGAUGGUUGAUAGUCUACGGAUUAAAACAGGAUUAUCCGAAGUGCCUACUGAAAUAUAUGAAGGAGUGGUUGAUGAAGAUGUGAGAAAGGCCAUAGAAGAACAGAAGAAACUAGAACUAGGAGACUAG
This is a messenger RNA of Brettanomyces nanus, 1185 nucleotides long. RefSeq lists its product as uncharacterized. The transcript has a single exon. The record is from RefSeq and is a predicted model, not a curated record. The coding region runs from base 1 to 1185 and encodes 394 amino acids. Lineage: Eukaryota; Fungi; Ascomycota; Pichiomycetes; Pichiales; Pichiaceae.